AUGGGUGAGAUCGAUGGGAAGCGACAUGAGCCCGAUAGGGCGCACGACGAUGACGAAGAACCUACACGAAAGCGGCCGUCUUCUGCAAUAAUGGGUAUCACUCGGUCUAUCGCAGCUUGCAAGAGAUGUAGGAUGAAGAAAAUAAAGUGCGAUCAACGGUUCCCCACUUGCUCUAAAUGCGCAUCUUCAAACUCGCCGUGUGUUUCUGUGGAUCCAGCAACCGGCCGAGAUGUUCCGAGAUCAUAUGUGGUUUACUUGGAGGAUAGACUGGAGGCGAUGAUGCAGAAACUCACCGACUGUGGAGUAGAUCCCAGUGAAGUCCAAGGAAACAUCCCAGCAACGGAUCAAGACAAUGCUUGCGAUCUCGGGAUUUACGAGGAAAGACUCAGGUCAGAGCAUAAAAUACAGCACGAUAACGCUAUUGCGGGCUACAUCAUAAACAAUGGAACGUCCAUGAAGAAAGGAGUGAUCAAAAGCGCAAAGCGGGAGAUCGAUUCGUCCGAGAAUUGCUCUAUAUCCAGUGAACAUGAAGCCUGCGAGCCUAUCUCAGAACUAAGUGAAUCUGCUAAAAGCAUUCAAGGACUUGGUUCCAUGAAGCAUUCACACCAAAAAUCGACAGAGUCUACCUUGGGUGCUGCCUCCAAUUCUUAUUUGGGGGAUUCCUCCGGUAUUCCAUUUGCCAAGCUCAUAUUAACCGCGAUAAACUUUAUGCCUGAUGCAGUAGAACAAGCAUCAAAGGAAGCGGACGAUGGCCCUGUAGAAGACAAUGACAACAGCGAGCUCAAGCUAUCUUUUUUGCCAAACAAAAAAAAAGCCCAAGCUUUGAUCUCCCAGUAUUUCACUAGUUGCAAUGCUCAGCUCCCAAUCUUACAUCGAGAGUACUUUUUAAGGAAAUUCUUUGAGCCUGUAUACGGACUAUGGGAUACCAAUGUCUCCUUGAGCUCUGACACCACAAUGAUCAACAAAAAUUUCAAGCUCCCAUCGGAAAAAACCCACCCAGAACUACAAGGUGAGCAAUGGUACAAGCCAUCACUCUCGCUGCAGGAUAGUGAGGAUCUGAAAAUUCCAGGUAAGUUUCACAUACCGCUCUUUUUUUUGAAUAUUGUGAUGGCCAUUGGGGAUUCUGCAAAGAUUUUAGCAGCUGAUGAACGCGAGUCGGCAGCUUUUAAAGGCCGAGCAUCAGCACUAAUUGACGCUUUGUUCAAAUCCGAUGAUCAAAUGGAAGCCUUAGCGGGCACUCUACUGGUUGCUCAGUACUCAACUAUGCGACCAAAUGUUCCCGGGGUGUGGUAUACAAUGGGUUCAGCCUUGCGACUUGCGGUAGAUCUUGGCUUACAUGCAGAGAAGUUGAAUCAGAACUACGACCCUUUUACGAGGGACAUGAGACGAAGAUUGUUUUGGUGUACAUAUUCACUAGAUCGUCAGAUCUGCGCAUUUUUCGGUCGUCCAUUUGGAAUUCCCGAUGAAAACAUCACCAGUGCAUUUCCUAGUGCACUAGAUGACGCUUUGAUCACUACUACUGUGGACGAUAUAGAUGACUAUUCGGAAGCCAAAAGCGCAAUGGCAUCUUACAAAUGCGUGGCGCUUGCGUUUUUCAAAAUACGAAAGCUUCAAGCCAACAUCGUGCAGGUACUAUAUACCCAAAAGAAGCUCCCUGGAGGUUCAGAAAAUCUGGCUGCAUGGAGAGAAAAGAUGAACGGAUGUUUAGAUGAUUGGUUUCUUAAACAGGUGCCCAAGACUACUAGAAAGAUGAAUUGCGAUUUCCGGAGUGAUCUUUUCCAGCUCGAGCUUUUCCACUCGAAGGUUUUGCUCUACGGCUUAUGUCCAAAAUCAAUGCAUUUAGACGAGCAUGGCCACAAGAUGGUGUAUCACGGUACUAAGGGUAUCAUUGACGUCUACUACAAGUUGUGCAAAGAGGGGAAUAUAAUGUACACAUGGUUUGCCGUACACACGCUAUUUAUGUCUGGUGUUACGUUUUUGUACGUACUUCACAACGCUGGCGUUGAAUUAGGAGAGACGAUCCAGGAUGCGGAGAGAACGUGUGUGCAGUUAGUGUACGUUUUGGAGAAACUGGUUGGGAAAUGCGAGGCUGCGAAGAAGGGUUCGAUUAUUUUCAAGGUACUCUCAGCUGCGAUUUUGAAACUAAAGAUAGAGAAGUCUGAGCGGUCACGAUCGGGGGCACAGCCCGCGCCGCCACAACGAGAGCCUGAGCGCAAAUCUGACACCUCUUCAUCAAGUAGUUCACGUCUUGCGUUGGACCCGGUCGAAAGCAGCGACGGCAGUUUGGUUGCUCUUGGUGAAGAGCCACGCUUCAACGCUGCGACUGGAGUGGAUUACGGUGCGCUUGACCAAUUUUUCGCGGAACUCGAUAAACUUUCCCCAUUCUCAGAUCUGGGCGCAGAUCUGAGUGCGGAUAUUGCCAAGAGCUAUGAAUCUCCGACACAAUGGGUGUCGCCAGCGGCGCCCGGUGCUCAUCCGGCAAAAUCCGCUGCUGCUGAACCUGUUAAACCAGAAACCGGUGAAGUACAGCCCCAGGAAAAAUCCGAUUCGGAAAUUUCCGCAACACACACGGCUUCUGAUCGUGCAAAGUCGACGUCCAACGAUGGCCAGCGUGUCUACGACAUGAUGAGCCAGUUUAGCGUGGAAACCGUGUGGGACCAGGUAUUCAACACUGGCGGCGUCUAUGGCGUGAGCUACGGCAACCAGGAUCAGUAA
This is a messenger RNA of Lachancea lanzarotensis, 2715 nucleotides long. RefSeq names its product LALA0S04e07426g1_1 (gene PPR1). Bases 1 to 2715 code for a protein of 904 amino acids. The record is from RefSeq and is a predicted model, not a curated record. The transcript has a single exon. Gene Ontology annotation, molecular function: sequence-specific DNA binding; DNA-binding transcription factor activity, RNA polymerase II-specific; zinc ion binding. NCBI's taxonomy places the organism in Eukaryota, Fungi, Ascomycota, Saccharomycetes, Saccharomycetales, Saccharomycetaceae. Gene Ontology annotation, biological process: DNA-templated transcription; positive regulation of transcription by RNA polymerase II.